Messenger RNA from Ilex paraguariensis (yerba mate), 749 nucleotides. Lineage: Eukaryota; Viridiplantae; Streptophyta; Magnoliopsida; Aquifoliales; Aquifoliaceae. The record is from the annotation of a GenBank genome assembly.
GGCUCACGUCACCUGGUUGCCCGUGUCUUGAUGUUCCUUUCAGAAAUAGAUAGGCUCCUACAAAGACGGGCUUCGUAUCAGAUCAUAGCCCAGAAAUCGUUGCUUAAAAGGUCCGUGUGGUUUGUUAAGAACUCGCAGCAAAGGGUUUAGCCUUAGGGUUUUUCUCUCGCUGUAUCGCUUCUCUCGCUCUUCUCUCUCUCUUCUCUCUCUCUCGUUGAGGAAUUAUAGCCAUGGAUAGAUACCAGAAAGUCCAGAAACCGAAGCAAGAAUCACCCAUUAACGAGAACGAAAUCCGAAUCACUUCACAGGGCUUGGUCAGGAACUACAUAAGCUACGCCACUAGUCUACUUCAGGAGAGACAUGGGAGAGAGAUUGUCUUGAAAGCAAUGGGGCAGGCAAUAAGCAAGACGGUGGCAAUUGCAGAAAUGCUCAAGAGGAGAAUUCCACAAUUGCAUCAAGAUACUGGCAUCAGUUCAGUGAGCAUAACUGAUAUAUGGGAACCCAUUGAAGAGGGUCUUUUGCCUGUGGAGCAGACUCGCCAUGUCUCAAUGAUUUCGAUCACCUUGUCCAGUAAGGAGAUGAACAAGAAUUCUCCAGGGUACCAAGCUCCAUCCCAUGUGGAGCAAGCAAAGCCACAAUACAAUUAUCAGCAACAGCAACAGCAACAGCUACAACAACAACUUAGACAACCACGGGCAACCUAUAAUGCUGGCAAUGAAGGUUAUGUCUGCAAAAGGACUCAGAAUUAA